Molecule: messenger RNA, 1125 nt
Organism: Rhagoletis zephyria (snowberry fruit fly)
Lineage: Eukaryota; Metazoa; Arthropoda; Insecta; Diptera; Tephritidae
Source: RefSeq, a predicted model, not a curated record
UUUCUCUAUCUUUCAUUCACGCGCCGUUGUGCUGCGGAUACUAAAAACGAUAAGAUGGAUAGCAAUGAAAUAAGCGUACAAUGACCAGGGAGCAAUUUAAAUGUUUAGUUUCUUAAAUGAAGGAGCAUCCGGACAUAGCAAAAAAUUUACUAAAAAUGCACCUGAUUUGGUAGAAAGAUUUUGGGAAAGUGUGUGAGAGGAGUUGAAUUCGAUUGGACCGCCAUCAAAAACCAUUGCCGAAUGGAAAAAGUUUGGUCGGACUAUAAGUCGGCGAUAAAGAAGAAGCUCGCGCAUAACAACAGAGAGCUACAUGCGACUGGUGGAGGAGAAAAUAGUGAAAUUCCCUUAACAUCUAGGGAAGAAGUUGCUACCCUUGUGUGUCUGAAUGAUUGCGUUGGUGGUAUUAGAAGCUCCAAACAGUUUGGAGUGCCACAGGGGAUAAAUUAUGAUGACGCAGCUCCAUCUACAUCGAGAAAUGUUCCACAGAUGAGAGCUUCUGCUACGAGAGAUGUACCGCAGGAGAGAAUAUCUGAGGACACUUCUCCACCUACUCGGAGAGAUUACGAUGGUAUUGAAGCUCAUGAAGACGUAAAUAUUGAGAAUGACCAAAAUAUUUCUAACCAAAGAAGAAAAAAGAGACCCGAGCAAUUCGAUUUAUUAGAGAAGCAAAUAGGGGUUCAAGAAAGACUAUACGAAAAAGUGUCUGAGAGUGUUGAGAACCAACAGGAAUAUUUUCAACACAUGAGGGACCAUUUAAAAAGACUUAAUAGAUCGGUAGAGAGGCCAGGCGACCAAAAAAAGAAAAAUACUGAAAUUCUUCAGAAUACUCUUGAAGAGAUUAAAAGACAUAACGCUGUGAUGGAAAAGGCUGCUAUAGAAAAAUUAAGAUUAAAAAGGGAACUUUUAAAUAUUGAGUUAAAUAACGUCAACAGGCACCUUAAUUCUUAAAAUAAGUGGGACUUGACAAUUUUUUUAUGAGAUUUGUUUUUAUUUUAUAUUGGAUUUUUUUUUUAUAACUGUAGUGCCAGAAUGCUUUCUGAAAAAGAAGGCUUUAUUAUUUAAGUUUUUUUCUGUUUUUUACUGUGUAUGUAAAUCAAUGAAGUGAUAUGAUUUUAUUUUUAUCUA